GAAAAAAGACGUCGUGAGUUUAAAUCAACAUUUACUUCUGUGAUACUCUAUGAACUCUGACACGCAAGUUAUAGAUACAACCUUUGACCUCGGUCUCAGCAAGAGAAGCGGUGUGAAGGGGUAGGAGGAAGACGGGCUGCGAAGGAGGAGCAAGAUGGCGGCUAGCAGUUGCAGUCAGUGGAGGGGAGCUGGGCCGGAGGAGAGCAGGGACAAGGAAUUUAUGCAAGGUGAUGGUGGCCCAACACAAGACGAGUAUUCCUCUGACAGCGACAUAGAUACAGAACCUGCAAAAGCUUUUCAUCGUAGGAUAUCGACCAACAAAGAAAUUAAAACUACGACUGCCAUUAAAGAAGGUUAUUUGAUGAAACAUACUAGCACUUUUCAGGGUUAUCGACGGAAAUAUUUUAAAUUAAAAGGACGUAAAUUGUACUAUGCAAAAGAUACAAAGUUUGCAAUCUUUGAUGAGAUUGACCUGUCUGACCUAAGUGUUGCUGAAUGCAGUACCAAAAACAUUAAUCAUAGUUUCCAGGUUAUUACUCCUUCUCGUAAUUUAAUAUUAUGUGCGGAAAGCAGGAAAGAAAUGGAAGACUGGAUUAUGGCAAUCAAAACUGCUAGCAGUAAGGAAUAUUAUGACGCUAAUACUGACCAUCGAGAGAGGAUGUCUGGGCAGCACAACUGGUAUGCAUGCUCUCAUGCACGACCAACCUAUUGCAACGUAUGCCAUGAUGCUUUGUCAGGCGUUACAUCUCAUGGUUUGUCCUGUGAAGUGUGUAAAUUCAAGGCGCAUAAGAAAUGUGCUGUGAAGGCCUCUUCUAAUUGUAAAUGGACGAGUUUAGCAUCUGUGGGCAAGGAAAUCAUUGAAGAUGAAGAUGGGAUACACAUGCCACAUCAAUGGCUGGAAGGGAACCUGCCUGUCAGUGCCAAGUGUAAUGUCUGUGAAAAAACCUGUGGCAGCGUUUUACGUCUACAAGAUUGGCGGUGCAUCUGGUGUCGAGCAAUGGUUCACAUCGGUUGUCGAGAAAAGAUGCCAGCAAAGUGUCCUUUUGGCCAGUGUCGAGUAUCUAUUCUACCACCAAUUGCCAUCAACAGUAUGGACUCUGAUGGGUUCUGGGAGGCAACUAGGCCUGCAGGCACCAGUCCUUUGUUAGUAUUUGUUAAUUCCAAAAGUGGAGACAACCAGGGUGUUAAGUUUUUACGGCGAUUUAAGCAGUUGUUAAAUCCUGCACAGGUCUUUGAUCUUAUGAAUGGAGGUCCAUACCCAGGUUUAAGGUUGUUUCAGAAAUUUAACCAGUUUCGAAUUUUAGUGUGUGGAGGAGAUGGAAGCAUUGGUUGGGUGUUAACAGAAAUAGAUAAGUUAGACAUACACAAGCAGUGUCAAAUUGGAGUGUUGCCAUUUGGUACUGGAAAUGAUUUAGCAAGAGUAUUAGGGUGGGGUUCAGCCUUUGAUGAUGAUACUCAGCUACAUGCUUUGUUGGAGAAGUUGGAACAUUCUCAGAUCAAGAUGCUGGAUCGAUGGAGUAUACUGACAUAUGAAGGUACCAUGCCUACACCCAGAAAAUUGUCUCAACAGUUUGAAGGUAUUGGCAUCUAUGAAGACAGUGUGGCUGACCAUUUGUCUAAAAUAUUGCAUUCCACAGACCAUACUGUUGUUAUAAGAUCUGCCAAGGUUUUAUGUGAAACUGUGAAAGAAUUUGUAUGCAAGGUUGGGCAGUCCCAAGAUGGGGAUGGAGAAAAGGCUGGAGAGACAUCAAUAUCAUCUAAAUGUAAUAUAUUAAAUGAAAAGCUGGAAAGUUUGCUGAAGACAUUAAAAGACGAAGCUCUCAUGGUGUCUGCUCAAGAAGGCUGCUUUAAAUGCACAAGUGAUGAUAAAGAUGAAGCUAGCUCUCCUGAGAGGGAUACAGUUCCAGGAGAGAUCACUGGUAUCAAGAGCACAAAAGGCAUGAUUUUCAAGCCACGAGAAGCUCUUAUGUGUCGAGCAAACAGUCUGAAGAAAGCUAUUCGACAAAUUAUUGAGCACACUGAGAAAGCUGUCGAUGAACAGAAUGCACAAACUGAAUCGCAGUGUGGCCUUAUUCAACCAGAAGCUGCACUGGACUCAAAUAUUCUCUGUGAACAAUCACAGCAGUUUCCCUCGUCCAAUUCUGUGCAAGGUUUAGAAGUUUCACAGUCUGUUCCAACGUUUGCAGUCUACACAUCUGAAUCAAAACCAGCUGCUAAUGCUCAUCCAUCUCAGUUGAAGCUUGCAGUCUCCUGUUUUGAUGUUUCUUCUGAAGCAAGUUCCAGCUGUCUUUGUGUUGAACCCUCGGGAGAAGAAUAUUCCAGGUCACCUCGAGGGCCAGCCACUCGGCGUAUCAGCAGUAUGAGCAUGUUCAACAAGUCGCACAGUGUUGGCUCAAAUCUUAGUAAAAUUCGGGAUAAGAGCCCCAUCAAAGACAUUCCACAUUCACCCACUGCAGCACAGCCCUGUCUUAUGCUGCCAGGUAUCAGCAGUUCAAUUGCUGGGCGUCUUGCAGGUGGCAGCUUUAUCAGUCAGGUGUUGUUGGCCAAUGCAGAUGCAUUAUGUGCUGCAGCUUCUCCACUCAUUGAAGAAGAUAUACAUCUUGAAGAAUAUACAGAAAAAUGUGUGAUGAAUAACUAUUUUGGAAUAGGGCUUGAUGCCAAAAUUUCUUUAGAUUUCCAUUUGAAAAGAGAAGAACAUCCAGAGAAGUGCAGGAGCAGGACCAAAAAUUUCAUGUGGUACAGUGUGCUGGGAGGUAAAGAAAUAUUGCAACGAACCUUUAAAAACCUGGACCAACGUGUCCAGCUGGAGUGUGAUGGCCAGCGUAUACCACUGCCCAGCUUACAGGGCAUUGUUAUACUGAAUAUCCCCAGUUAUAUGGGUGGUGCCAACUUUUGGGGAGGGACCAAGGAAGAUGAUAAUUUCACUGCUCCCAGCUUUGAUGACAAAAUACUAGAAGUUGUUGCAGUAUUUGGUUCUAUGCAAAUGGCUGUAUCCCGAGUGAUAGACUUACACCAUCAUCGUAUAGCACAGUGUCGGACAGUGAAGGUGACAAUUAUGGGUGAUGAAGGUGUACCAGUGCAGGUGGACGGUGAAGCCUGGAUGCAGCCACCCGGAUAUAUCCGUAUUGUACAUAAAAACAGAGCACAGAUGUUGACAAGAGAUCGGACUUUUGAAAAUGUUUUGAAAACCUGGUCAAACAAACAGAAAGUUCCCCAAGCUUCCAGUCCUGGACCAGCUCUAGUGUUGGAAGAUGAAGCUGCUCUACAUAGCUUUAUAGAAGUGUCAUCUGAAUUUAUAGAUUGUGUGAAAUCGGCUGCUAAUCAACACAGUGCUCUUGAACAAGAUCUAUAUUCCCAUUCCUCUGAAGCAUCAGAACGCCUGGAUGCUUUGUGUCUUUCAGGGAAACUUGCUGAAUCAAAUUCUUCACUGACCGAACCCUCACUGCGACCUUUACUCUCCGAUUUUAUCAAUAGCAUGAAAAUUCUUUACAAUGAAACAUACACUUUUCUACGAGAAAAGUCCCCUUCUACAUAUUGCAAUCGUGAUGCUCAAUUAAGUGGGUUACUAACAAAAUUAGGAGCUGAAAUGAGGAAAAUAGUUGAUGUCAGUAGACUUGUGAAUUUACAAACGAGUCAAGAAGAGAUGUCCACAUCAGAACAAAAACAUCGUAAGGGAGGCAAAUUCCGGCAGGUUUACAGCAAAUUGAAGGGCAAAGGUCGUGAUAAAGAACGAGACAAGAACAGUUCUCAGGCAGCUUCAACAGAUCUGAAACAUAUUGAAGACUGGAGUACAGCUGAAGUAGCAAUGUGGUUGGAGACUCUAGCUCUUGGAGAGUACCAACAGACUUUUGUAACAAAUGAAAUCCGAGGUUCAGAAUUACUGUCGUUAGAACGAAGUGAUCUCAAAGAACUUGGUGUCCACAAAGUCGGUCAUCUCAAACGUAUAAUGCAAGGCAUAAAAGAACUAAACAACAGACUGCCCAUUACAGUAGAGAAAUUAUGACAUUUCAGACUUUCAACACUAUCUCUCGUCAACAUUCACACAUAUAUAUCUUGCACACACACACACACACAUAUGCUCACACAAAAUCACUGUUUUGUCCUAUUGUUCUGUUUGGUUGUCUUCUUUCAAUUUUAGCCUCCUGCAAUGCUUGGAAUAUAUUGGGCCAAUAUUCCGUACUUUUUGAGGCUUUCAUGAUAAAUAUAUAUAAAUAUAUAUAUAUGUAUAUGUGUGUAUAUAUAUAAGUAUGUAUAUAUGCAUCUAUGAACUGACAUCCCUCUUUGUCUCUGUCUGUCUGUCUCUCCCUCUCUCUCUCUAUAUAUAUAUAUGUGUGUGUGUGUGUGUGUAUAUGUAUUUAUCUCUCUCUGAUACUUAGCAUUGUUUUUUGUGGGGGUGGGGGCUGGGUUUUUGGGUAGGGGUUAUUUUUCUUCUCCCUGCCCCCCUGUUAAUGCUGAGAAUUGAUCAAAUAUGGAAAUGAACAAAAAAAAUUUUGCUGGAGUACUUCAGCUAGCACCAUGUUAUGCCAAACUAUGAAACGCCAUGUCACAUACACCUUGUCAUGUCAUGCCACACACCACAUCAACUUACAGCCAUUCUUCAUUAAACUCUUCUCCAUGUUUCAUUCAACUUAUUCUCAACUACAGCCUCCUUCUGACAUGCUCUUCUGCUCUGUUGGCCAGCCACAAUAACAUUGACCACAUUUGUUUGUCACAAGCCCACAUGUAUGUCUGUUUGCAUAUAUAUAUAUAUAUAUAUAUAUAUAUGCACACAUUCAUACACAUCACACAUUGUGUGUAUAUAUGUGUAAGUAUGUAUAUAAAUGUGUAUGUAUUUAUAUAUUUAUGAGUUGCACUUAUUUGGUAAGUGAUUUGAUCUGUGAUUGUUUGUUGUGACUAAAAGUAUUACAUCACGCUAGAAUGAACAACAACAACAACAGCCAGAACAAUCUAAUACACUGUUACUUUCAUUUUUACUCUAUUAUUUUUUCUAUUACUAUUAAUAAUAACAAUCAUAAUAUUAAGAUAAAAGUGAUUGUUUCCAACAGAGAAUCAGUCACUUCUGUAUUAGUAUUAUUAUUAAUAUUAUUGGAAAAUAGUGAUAGGUUUCCUUUAUAUAUCCAAAACUUGGUCAUUGACUUUUACUUCAAUGUAUUCCACUGUAGCAUACAUUUAACAUGGAAAAGUUUCAACGACCAAGUUAUAAACGUAUGAUGAAAUACAUUGGUACAUAAUAUGUAUAUUAUUGUUUCUAUGUUUACAGUGAAGUGAAAAGAGAUACAGUGAAGUGAAAUGUCCCUGACCAGGUUCUGGACGUAUAAUGAAAGACUUUUGAUUCAUGAUAAUAAUACAUAUUAGUACAAAAUAAUUAUGAAGUACAAGUGAAUAUAAUAGUGUGUGCAUGUUUUAUGUGUAUAUAUAUAUAUAUGUGUGUGUGAAUGUGUAAAUGUAAAUAUAGUCAUAUAUAUAUUGCCAUGGUUAUACCAAAAUAUUUUUCUGGGUAAAUAAUUGAUUAUAUUUGUUGUAUUAUAGAAAGAUUUAGCCAGGAUUUCUGGGGAUCUAUUUGUCUUUUCUUAUUUUUUUUUUUUUUUUGUAUUUCUUCCACUGUCAUUCUUUAAUGACAUUUUGGUCAUCUUUCACCCUUCCCUCCCCACUUUUCCCACCCUCUCUGUAUUUGCUAUGAUUUGUCUGUGACAGUCUGUGCAUUAUUUAUGAAUGUGUCAGGAAUUUUAAGUUCAGUGAAAACAGGAAGAACUGCAGUAAUCCAGGACAAUUCUAGCACAUAUUGUUUUCGCUGUUGUCUAUAUAGUAAUAUUUAUCAAAACAUAGACUAAACUCAGUGUUUCAAUGAGCACUUCAUUCCCAAGUUGAGAUUUGCAGGAAUAGUUUUAACCUUCCACUGAGUGUUGCAGGGAGUAUCUUAGCGUUGAAUGGAGGCUUGCAGAAGUAUUUUAACUCUGUUUCGAUCUCUUAAUCAUGGGUUAAGUUAAAAGUAGCUGGGUCUCUUUAGGAUCCCUAUACCAAAUGGCCAGAACAACAAAUAUUACUGCAACAUAGCUGUAACAACUGCAGCUCUACUACUAAAUUUCUGCUGUAGUGUAGGGGUACAUUACAGCUGUAAUACUACUGCAACUUUGAUAGUACACUACUGUGACAUAGUUGCCACACUACUGCUCUGUUACUCUAACACUGCUCUAUUACUCUAACACUACUACAACCCAGACUUACUCUGUAGAUGAGGCCAGGCAUGGCUGAAUGAGUAAGAAGUUUGUUUUUUUAAUUCUGAGGUCCUAGGUUUCAUCUCACUGCAAGGCAUCUUCCAGAAGCAUCUUUAAUGGUGCCAGAUCAAACACAAACCUGAUUGAAAUUAGGUAGACAGAAACUAUGUGAGAGCCUGCUGCAUGGACUAUACAUGUGAUUCAGAAGGCCAGCUUUAUUAUAUUGUCACAGUAGUUUUGAUCAAGGAGUAUGUUAAAGGGACAUGUGUCUGGAAUAUUCAUCCAUUUAUUUACACUAUAUUUCAAUGAAUAAGUUUGAUUCUAUUGAUUGAACAGCUGGAAUAUUAACUGAUGAAACCAUAGACAAUCUAUUUACUUAGUCCACUGUAGUAACACUGCUCCACUAAUGCAUCUUUGCCUCACAUCAGCUGGUAGAUGAGUUCUAUUUCACCUUUGGUCUUUCUCUACAUCACCAUUGCUUACACAUGCACAUAUAUAUGUACUACUAGCUUAGCUAGAAUGUGUGCCUGGGGGCAGCCCUUCUGUAUGCCACCUCCAGACCCCACAAAAAACACAUAUUGCCUACAGCAGACCCAAAAGUGGUAACCUUUAGAAGUGCUGCCCUGUGCAAACUGCCCCCCUACACUAGUGGUAUAUAGAUAUAAAUAGAUUAUUUCAACUAUGUAUGAGAUAUCACCAUGUUGUAUGUUAGUUGUUGUUUUGCAUUAUCCACUUGUCAUGAUGACUUCAGCAAAUUUCUAACACACGCAUGUAUACAUAUUAACUAUAUGUAUAUAUAAAUUUAGCAUAAUACAAAUAUUAUAUGCAUGUCUGUAUAUGGUAAUGGAAGAGAAAGUUGAAAAUUUGCUAACAUCAUUAAAAGUAGAUGACAUAAAACAUUGCUCAACCUUCAGCAUGGCAAUACCUUACACAAAUUUGUACAUUUUGUAUAACAUUCAUAUAAGAUCAGACCAUUUUUCUGUGCGCAGACUACACUUGUUAUAUAUGGUACCUUGCCUCACUCCUAAAUACAUUAUAUAUAUCACCCUACUUCAUUUCUACAUUAAAUGACAUACAUUAAAUGUGGCACAUUGCCUCCUGGAUACACAAUCAUAUACAUACGUGUUGUCCCAAAUUUUCUAUCUUUGCAGAUUUUACAAAGGAAUCUAACCAAAGUAUCUUCUGAUGUGCUCUUCUUUCCAGCAUCUCAGGUUGCAAUCUUCAGAGAGCAAAAUAGCUAAAAUUGGUAGGGCAGCCUCUAUGCACUAGUAGACUGGUCAAUUGCCUACAGCAAUGGAUGAAUUAAUCUAACUUUGAUGUUCAAUCUUUUUGUUGUAUGUUGUAUACAUCAACACGACAUCACAUCCCCAUUCUUAUACUAUUGCAUAAAUCUUAAACUACGUGUAACUAUAGAUAUGUGCAGUGGCUUGGUUUAUAUCUAGUUAUAGACUUAUGCAGUCUGAGUAGGGAUGUGUGGUUUGGUCUAUGUGUAGCUGUAGAUGUAAGCAGUCUCCAUUAGAAAUACUUCACUCCGUCUAUGUGUGACUAUACAUACAUGAAGUCUGUGGUAGAGCUAUAUGUCUCAGUCUAUGGAUCACCAGAAAUAUAUAAUCUAAUGAUGGAUAUCUGUGAUUAAAGCUAAUAAAUACUCAUGUGAGAGAGGUAAAUAUUGACUCACCUGCCUCCUGUAGUGGAGAGAUGUUGCCAUUUAUUGAUGUGUAUCCCUAACUCUAAGCAAUUGAGAGAUAUGUCACUCCUGGAUAGAACACCAGUCCAUUGCAUGUUAUGCCUAUGGGAGGAUAUUUUUUCUUUGUUGUAAGCUAACGAAACUUUCAUCAAAAUACAAUGCCCACACUGCUUACAGCAAUGGAUUGCACCUCUACAUGGUACUUAUUUAGGAAUUGGUGAAUUAGGCUAUUGAUUGUUGAGUGUGUCUUCAUUAAGGAUACAAUAUUGUCAACACCAUACAUAACUUGAUCUUGAGGGGAGGGUCAGUAAGCUCCUAAUUUUGUUUCAGUUAGCUGCCUCAAAUAAGUUGGUUUAUUGGUUAAAAUAAGACAAUUUCUAUUCUGUGUUGUGUCAGUAUGUGUAUUUUUUUUUUUUUUUUUUGUCAGAUUACUUACAAAUGUCCAAAAUCCGUUACCAUCACCUUUCUUUUCUUUUUUAUCCCACCCAACCCCACAACUAACCACAAAAUAUCUCAGGGUACAUAAACUGUUGUUUCACUAAAUGUGUUUCUCAAUUUUGUUAUUUUACCUGUUUUUGUCUUGCUACUCUUGUUGUCACCACAUUAUUAUUAUUAAUAUUAUUAUAAAGGCAGUGAGCUGGCUGAAUCAUUACCAUAUUGGACAAAAUGCUUAGUGGCAUUUCUUCUGGUUCUCUACGUUCCGAGUUCAAAUGCCACCAAAGUCGGCUCUGCUUUUCAUCUUUUCGAGGGCAAUAAAAUAAGUACCUGUUGAGCACUAGGAUCAAUGUAAUCAACUAACACCUCCCUUAAAAUGUGCUGGCCUUGUGCCAAAAUUAGAAAGAAUUAUUAUUAUUAUUAUUUCCUCACUCAACUUUGCCUCACUAUGUUACAUAAUUCAUCUGCAUUGUGCAGAUGAUGUAUUAUCGUUGCUGCUUCUGCUUAUCUCUUUAAAAGAAGAAUAAAUAAAUUGAAAGGGAAACCUUUACACCCCCACCCCUCUACCUUGGAAACUAAUUUAAAAAAUUUUUUUCAGUUUUAGUGGUAUUGACAAAAUUUUGUGUUGGUAGACAUGCAUGCAAACCAAUGAGAAUUGUCUAUGUAAUUCAGUUAUUGUCUGAAAAGUAAGACCCAAAGAAUUGUGUAAUUUUUAGCUUCAUAAAGUGAGGAAUUAAUUAAAAAUAUGGAGAGGAAGUAUCUCACUUCAUUUGGGUUGGGGUUUGAUAAAUAUGAAAAUAUAAUCUUUCUACAAAGUUGCUCAAAUACAACUAGAUAUUUAUAACUAUAUUUGUGUAUUAGCAACUUUGUAAAAAUGUGUGUGUGAAUAAAAACUGCUGAUUUGUUUAAAGCUCUCUACUGCUUUAGGUCCUGACUCCUCUGCAGCAAGGGUCUUAACUUUCACAAAGACAUCUACCCCAUCCGACCAUGCUACAGUAUUGCCUCCAGCUUUGUGCCCAGUACUUUAUACAUCCCUCUCCAACAGGUGAAGGUCAGAUUAAGAGAUAUCAAGUUAUUAGUCUCCAUCAUUCUGGCAUUCAAAAUUUUUUUCUUAGAGAUAGCAGGAGAAUAUUUAUGGCAGAGUAUGGAACAUUUAUGGCAAUCCGCAACUUUCCAAAAUAUAGGAAGUUAAUGGAGAAUGCCUUUUACCAAGGUUUUUUCUGUCUUUUAUUAGAACCAGCCAAUUUUGCUUCAAAACUCCCCACUCAGCUGCAUCUAUUGGUCAAUUUGCAGCCAGCCAUUUGACUGUUGCUUUCGGUGUGUUCAAUCAAGGAUGAGUUGGGCUAACUUUUCUAGUUUAAAAUUAUCUAAAUUAAAACUUUCCAUUGAAAUUCCAUGUCAGUUUGGGUUUCAAUAGUAAAGCCAUUUUAUUAAAUUCUUCAUUAUUUUCAAAAUCAAUUGAAACAAAGGCAGUAUAUAAUAUGAUAAAAAGAAAGUUAAUGUUUCUGUGCUAGGCCCAUCAUAGUACAAAGAUAUCUCCCUUAGAUCCAUUACAGUAUAUGAAUGUCUUCAGUUAUUCCAUUACAGCACAAUUAGAAUGGUGUUACUAACAAGUCUAUUUAAUUAAUUAUCAAUAAGCUGAAUAACUAAGCAGAAGUGUAACGGACUUGAUGGAUUUUCUUCUUGAAACUUUGUCUCAUUUGUUUGCUUCUUAUACAAGAAAGUUGUCCUUGUCUACCUUGGUAAAUGUCUGCGUAUAUGUAUAAUAAAUAGUCACUUAAAAAAUUUAUUUCAAUUCACACAAAGGUGUUACAAAACAAAAAAAAACAAAACAUUCUCCAUGAAAAACUCAUAUCUGGAUUGUUGUUGUCAAUGAAAGAAAAAAUGUGAUGUGUAUAUGGUUGCUUCAUCACCUUUUUUUUUUAUAUGGGGUUGGGGUGGCAAGAAACUGAUUUGAUGAAUGUAUAAAUAUUGAACAGCUUAUCUUUGGUAAUUGUACAUAUAUAUUUAUAUAUAUAUAAUAUAUAUAUUUUUGAGGCAAUCAGCUUUAUUGUGUUACCAACAGCUUUUGGUUGUAUGUCACUGUCCUCUUUAAAGACCAUAAAUUAUGCUCCAAAUAGGAAAGGGCAAACACAGUAUUGUGAAGGCCUUUCCUUGCAUGAUUUUCUCUCCCCAAAAGGACAGUUGAGCAGCUAGAUUUUUUUAUCCCUUGGAUUGUAAAAUUUAACAAAGUUAAGGAAUAUAUCUUUUAUAUGUUGCAGGUGAAAUUUAUCAAGUUCUUCAGAUGAGUCACUUGGGAAUCAAUCUUUCAAUUGCUUUUUAUAAUUACCUGUCAUUAAUUUAAUGUUUGACUUUAUCUUUAUAUCAAGGUUCACUGUCAGGUUUGGCUCAUAAAGUCUGUUGAAUGUUUUUUUUGUUUUUUUUCCACAUAGUUCAGAGAUAGUUUUUUUUCACCAUUGUCCUCAACUGUGGUUUCUUUUGAAGCAAACAAGCAUAUCGCUGUUCCCUUUUGUAUAAAAAUAUUUCAUCUUUUCAUGUUUUGACUUUCUAACUUUUCAUUGUUGACCAUUUUAUUACAUUUUCUGGUCAUGUUUGGUUGUUAACUGGUGUUGAUGGCAAAGGUACAGUUGGUGGUGAUGGCUAAAGGAAUGCAUUGCAAAUCUUAACCCCUUAUUUAGAUGUAGCAAAAAUUAUAGUUUUUCUCCUGUAUCAGAUGAAAUACAAUAUAGUAGCAAUGUCUUUAUACAAUCUGGAAUGAAAUCCUACCAGGACAGAUAUAACCUUUCAUCCCCUCUCUCCUGUCAAAGUGCAUAAAUUAAAUACCAGUAAAAUAUCCUCACCAGCUCAUUUGAUUAUACCUCCUCCGAUAAAAAAGGAUAUGCCAUUGGACGAAGAACUCAAAAGUUUCUAGGUUCAAAUCUAGCGUGGGUGUUUCAUUGUAUAUUUAAACAAGAAACUUACUUCCACUUGACUCAGUUCACCUGGCUGACAGGAAAAUCAGGUACCAGUUCUUCUGGGAAUGUUACCUGAUAUGGCUCAACAAUUUCUAUCUAAAAUGAUAUUUAUAAUGCUACAAAAACCAGAACGGCCAAUCCUUAAAAACUUCAUGGGGCUUAAGAGAUAUUUACAUUUUUAAAAAGUAAUUUUCAUUCAAAGAAUUGACCCCCUAUCUAGUUGAAAGAAACCAUUAUCAUCAUCAUCAUUAUUGUGAAAGUCGGCGAGCUGGGCAAAUUGUUAGCACACUGGACAAAAUGCUUAGCAGUAUUUCAUCUGUCUUUACGUUCUGAGUUCAAAUUCUGCCAAGGUCAACUUUGCUUUUCAUCCUUUCAGGGUUGAUAAAUUAAGUACCAGUGAAACACUGGGGUUGUGUAGUUGACUAGUCCUCUCCCCACAAAUUUCAGGCCUUGUGCCUUUAGUUGAAAAGAUUAUUAUUAUUAUUAUUGUGAAGGCGUAUGGCCUAGUGGUUUAGGUGUUGCACUCACGAUCGCUAGAUCGUGGGUUCAAUUCCUGGACAAAGCAGUGCAUUGUGUUCUUUGCAAAAUACUGCAUUUCAUGUUGCUCUGCGUUCAUUUCAACAUAUGAUGUGUGGCACACUUGUACACCUGUACAGACAAUGUCGAUAUGAUUGAAAGAGUGAGCUAAUGUACUGCACAUACAUUUGAUCAUCAUAAACAAAUGAUUUGGGUAAGUUGUUCAGCAAAAACUCAACACUCAUACAUCGUCUUCGUCAGGAGAGUCCAUUAUUAUUAUUAUUAUUAUUAUUAUUAUCAUUAUUAUUAUUUAUAAAGUCCUAAUCAAGCACUGGGGUUGAUGUAAUCAACUAGCCCACUUCCCCAAAUUUCAGGCUUUGUGCCUGUAUCAUUAUUAUUAUUAUUAUUAUUAUUAUUGAGUUGACAGAAUCAUUAGCAUUCUGGGCAAAAUGCUUAGUGAUAUUUCGUCUGUCUUUAUGUUCUGAGUUCAAAUUCCACCGAGGUCAACUCUGCCUAUCAUCCCAUUCAAGAUUGAUAGGUAUAAGUACCAGUCAAACACUGGAGCUGAUGUAAUCAACUUGCCCCUCCCCUAAAAUUACUGGCUUUGUGCCAAAAUUUGAAACCAUUAUUAUUAUUAUUAAAUACAAUGACCCCUUUGUACUAUAAACCUUCCUUCUUUGCUCUUCAUUGUACCUGAUUCUGUGAAAACAUUUUGAUUUUGGAAAAUUUUGUGAUUUUUUUCAUUUCCAUGAGCUGAUCAACCACCUUCUUCUCAUCUCUGCCUCAAUUAAUCACCACUUUUUUUUUUUUUUUUUUUUUUUUUUUUUUUUGUUACUAAAAAAAAGGAAAA
Molecule: messenger RNA, 12657 nt
Organism: Octopus bimaculoides (California two-spot octopus)
Lineage: Eukaryota; Metazoa; Mollusca; Cephalopoda; Octopoda; Octopodidae
Product: diacylglycerol kinase delta
Biological process (GO): phospholipase C-activating G protein-coupled receptor signaling pathway
Cellular component (GO): plasma membrane
Molecular function (GO): protein binding; ATP-dependent diacylglycerol kinase activity
Source: RefSeq, a predicted model, not a curated record